Messenger RNA from Penicillium soppii, 921 nucleotides. RefSeq names its product RTA1 domain-containing protein. Bases 1 to 921 code for a protein of 306 amino acids. NCBI's taxonomy places the organism in Eukaryota, Fungi, Ascomycota, Eurotiomycetes, Eurotiales, Aspergillaceae. The record is from RefSeq and is a predicted model, not a curated record. Gene Ontology annotation, cellular component: membrane. The transcript has 2 exons.
AUGGAUAUUGUUUUUCACCCCGGCCAAAAUGGAUCUGAUCCUUGGGUAGAAUUCUAUCCUUAUACACCAUCCGCAACAGCUGGAUAUGCCUUCAUGGGUAUUUUUGGUGUCACGACUCUGGCGCAUAUUGUUCUGAUGUUUCCAUUUCGUGCUGCCUAUUUUAUCCCCCUCAUAUUGGGUGGAAUCUGCGAAACCUUCGGUUACUAUGGUCGAGCAUGGUCCCAUGAGUCCCGAUUCGAGAUCAAGUCCUGGGCGCUUCAAGAGAUGCUUAUUCUCUGCGCACCACCCCUCGUUGCAGCUACAGUUUACAUGGUCCUCGGCCGCAUCAUCCGCUCUUUCGGCGCCGAACAUCUAUCAAGUAUGCGUGUCAAGUGGUUGACUUUUGUUUUCGUCAUGAAUGACGUGCUUUGCUUCUGUACACAAUUAGGAGGUGCAGGUGUUCAAGUGACGGGUGACGAGCAAGUGAUGAAGAUCGGCAAGAAAGUUGUGCUGGCUGGCCUGAUCUUUUCUUUGAUCGUCUUCGCUUUCUUCAUUUUGGUUGCGGCUAGCUUUCAUCGACGUCUCAAACAACGACCUACACCUCUCCUUAAUAUUCAUCCCGAUCUUCCCUGGCAGCGAUACAUGUGGGCAAUCUACGUCUCCUGCUUUGCGUUAAUGCUGCGCAAUCUGGUGCGGACUAUACAAUUUGGAGCAGGUCAGAAGACCGACGUGAACACUAAGGAGGUUUAUAUCUACGUGUUUGAUGCUUUUUUGAUGUUUUUCGCGAUGCUGGUGCUAAUCAUCUAUCAUCCCGGUCGACUGAUCAAGAAGGCUCGUCGGCUUACCAAAAAUGGUAUGUUCGAUCAAAGUGGCAUGGGAGAUGGCAAUUCUGCACAUGUACUUUUGUCGGAAUGUGAGAUGGGAGAGCGUUUAACUAAAUGA